AUGAACUCAGCGCUUACUCUCGCUACCCUAUUGGCUGCCAUAGUACUAAUGAUCAAUGUCGACAAAUCGGCCGCAGAGUGCUGUUACGCACCGUUGAGCUGCCCUGACCAAGGUCGCACAUGCUACGAUUGUACCGGAGCCAACAUAUAUUGCGGCGUGGGCAAAUGCAAUGCUGUGGGUUGUAAUUGCGACGGUGGCUGUAGGGCUGGUCACUCAGGCAUGUGGUGUUGGAACAUAGCAUUGGGCUGUAAAGAUAAUGGUUUGGCCACAACUAACGCCCUGACCGUCAAUAACGUUACCCAAGUUUUUGCCCGUUUGGACGCCGAUAGAGACGGCAGGGCUUCAUAUGUGGAGACACUUAGUUAUGUCUCAACCGAGGGUUUGGCCGCUAAUAAGGAUAUGAAAUAUGAGUUUUAUUUGAUGGACAAAAAUCACGACGGAUUCCUCACUAUUGAUGAAAUCGAUGCUUAA
This is a messenger RNA of Medioppia subpectinata, 471 nucleotides long. Lineage: Eukaryota; Metazoa; Arthropoda; Arachnida; Sarcoptiformes; Oppiidae. The record is from the annotation of a GenBank genome assembly.